AUGUGUGUUUUUGCAGUCUGGGUGUUUUUGGGAAUCCUUCUCUGUGCACCGUACCAGUGUUUGGAGUGUCCUUUUGGCUGUGAGUGUUUUGCCGUCACUCGCACAGUGAAAUGUGUUUCUAAGGAUCUGCUCACGGUGCCACAGAGUAUCCCAGGAUAUGCAAAGACUGUCAUCAUCACAGGGAAUAAUAUACAUCACAUUGGACCUGAUUCGUUUACAGAGCUGGAGAAUGUCAGCAACAUCAUUUUAAGCAAUAAUAGGAUUACAGAGAUGGCGUCUCACAGCUUCUCUUCCCUCAUCAACUUGCGCUUCCUGGACCUCAGUGAGAACCAGCUGGCCCUCAUCCAUCCAGAAGCUCUCAGUAUACCUGGCAGUCCCCUCCAGGAGCUCAACCUGAGCCGCUCGCUGCACAACUUCACAGCCCUGAUGGACCUCACCACAGCUCUACGCUGGGGCGGCCUCAGGGGGCUCCUCCGCCUAGACCUCUCUGGGAACCACCUCGCCCUCCUGCCCCCAGGGAUGUUCUCUCACCUUCCCAACCUGCAGCAGCUCUUCCUCACUAACAACUCUCUGAUGGCUGUCUACAGCGGAACCUUCUCUGGAAUGAGCCACCUGGAGGUGCUGGACCUUACUCGCAACGCCUUCAUGACCUUCAGGGCUGAUGCUCUACAAGAGCUGGAGAAGCUCGGGAACAUCCGAAUCUUUCUUGGUGACAACCCCUACACCUGCUCCUGUGAGAUCAGUAAUUUUGUGGCCUGGCUGAAUGAAUCAAGAGCCCAGGUGGAUGUGGACGCUGUGAGGUGUGCCUCACCGAGAGGGUUAAGCGACACCCGACUGCGAGGACUAAGCAUCCAGGCUAUUGGAUGUGUUGUUCCAGUCCAAGCAGAGGUGACGGACCUCACCCUGCAGACAUCAUAUGUCUUCCUAGGGCUGGUGCUGGGCUUUGUGGGCAUGGUCUUUCUCUUUGUUCUCUACCUGAACCGCAAGGGUAUGAAGAAGUGGAUCACUGAUAUGAGAGAUGCGUGUCGGGACGUUCUGGAGGGGUAUCACUACCGAUAUGAGAUCGACUCAGACCCUCGGCUGGGGCACAUCGCCGCAAAUAAUGGUGGCAGCAGGGCACGAGGGCACUUAGGAUUACCUUUGUCGCAGCAGCUGCCAAGUGACACCCGUAUUGUUCCUCCAGACACACAUGUAAAACAGCUGAAAACCUCUCCACCUUUGAACCUAUGAUCCUUUAAUGAAGCUAGAAUCAUUUGAAAAAGAUGUAGAUGUGUAUAGUUUAUGCCGGUAGAUUUCCAAGUCAUGUUUUUGAGCCUCCUGUACAUAAUGCAGUUACAACCUAUAAAUCUCACCUUAAAAGUGCCUUUGUGUUGUUGAGGCACUUGUGUUUAUAAAUUUACCUUAGAAGAAUACUCUAUCUCUAAAAUGACCAUUCGUAUAUUAAUGACUCACCUCAUGUUAGGUUGGAUUCGGAAAGAAAACUUCACUUGCCUCCACGGUAAACGAAGAAUCCAAAAACAGAAAAGUCUUAGGGGUUUCAUAACAGCAAAACUACAUCAAAACAUCCAUUUACAAACUCUCAACACAACUCGUGCGGUAUAAUCCAAGUCAUAUUUAUUCAGUUGUAUGCUCAGGACUUCCCAAACGUGUACAUUUUUACCAAAACCUUACAAUUAAAAACACUUCAGCAUAAACAGCACAGGUGGGCUCUUCAUCCGUGCAUGAGACUGUGUAAGUGUUUUGAAUAAUAAGGUUUUGGUGAAAGUGUACGUGUUUGGGAAGUACCAAGCAUACGAGUGGAAAAAUGAGACUUACAUUAUACUGCAGGAGUUGCGUUAGAGUUUGUAAACACGUUUUGUAAUAGUUUUGCUGUUGUUUAACAUGGCCCCCUAUGAUGUGAAUUCAUCAAGAAUUAAUGCUGUUUUUGGAUUCUUCGUUCACUGUAGAGGCUUGCGAGAAAAGUUUUCUUCACAAAUUCAACAUAACACGGGGUGAGUAAUUGAUACAUAGAUUAUCAUAUGGGGGGGUGAAGUAUUCCUUUAAUAAUAAUGUAUGUUUAUUAUACAUUUUCUAAGAAUAUAAAUCAUGAUAGGUUAGACUGAAAACGGACUAGACAGCCUGCAUCUCAUUUCCUGUCAGUUGUGGUUUGUUUGCCUUUUGCUAUUAGUAUCUUGAUUUAAAAUAUCUUAACAUACUGCAGAAGACUGCCAGAAAGAUAAGUGACAUAUAGUUCAAUGGCUUGAAAAAAUGCAUGUUGAAGCCCAGUAAAUUUUAUAUUAGGUACUCAAUCCUUAAUUCAAUUAUUAAUGUAUCUUUAUUGUGCUAGAAUCCAUAAUAUGAUCUGUAUUACGAUAUUCAAAUGAAUAGAUACUAGAGCUCCUGU
Messenger RNA from Epinephelus moara (kelp grouper), 2383 nucleotides. Its product is annotated as trophoblast glycoprotein-like. The record is from RefSeq and is a predicted model, not a curated record. Lineage: Eukaryota; Metazoa; Chordata; Actinopteri; Perciformes; Serranidae. Gene Ontology annotation, biological process: negative regulation of canonical Wnt signaling pathway. Gene Ontology annotation, cellular component: plasma membrane. The coding region runs from base 1 to 1230 and encodes 409 amino acids. Gene Ontology annotation, molecular function: protein binding. The transcript is spliced from 2 exons.